AUGGCAUUUGUUUCGACCCAGGGGCCCACGGUGGUCGACCAGACCACCUUAAUGAAAAAGUAUCUCCAGUUUGUGGCGGCUCUCACUGACGCUAACACACCCGAUGAAACGAAGCUGAAGAUGAUGCAAGAAGUCAGUGAAAACUUUGAGAAUGUGACCUCAUCUCCUCAAUAUUCCACAUUCCUGGAACACAUCAUCCCUCGCUUCCUGACGUUUCUCCAAGAUGGGGACGUCCAGUUCCUGCAGGAGAAACCUGCCCAGCAACUGAGAAAAUUAGUUUUGGAGAUAAUCCAUAGAAUACCAACCAAUGAACAUCUACGCCCACACACCAAAAAUAUCUUAUCUGUGAUGUUUAGAUUCCUAGAGACUGAAAAUGAAGAAAAUGUACUUAUUUGCUUGAGAAUAAUUAUUGAGCUUCACAAACAGUUCCGGCCGCCCAUCACACAAGAGAUUCAUCACUUCUUGGAUUUCGUGAAACAGAUAUACAAGGAGCUACCCAAAGUAGUGAAUCGGUACUUUGAGAAUCCUCAAGUUGUUCCUGAGAACACCAUUCCCACUCCAGACAUGGUGGGCUUGAUCACGACGAUUGUAGUGAAAGUAAAUCCGGAGAGAGACGACAGUGAAACCAGAUCGCACGCGGUCAUUCCUCGUGGCUCCCUUUCCUUGAAAGUUUUAGCAGAACUUCCCAUAAUCGUUGUCCUCAUGUACCAGCUCUAUAAACUGAAUAUUCACAACGUGGUUGCCGAAUUUGUGCCCUUGAUCAUGAAUACUAUAAUUAUUCAGGUGUCCAACCAAGCCAGGCAGAAUAAAAGCUACAAUAAGGAAUUGUACGCCGACUUCAUUGCCGCCCAGAUCAAAACAUUGUCAUUCCUGGCUUAUAUCAUCAGGAUUUAUCAGGAGCUGGUGGCCAAGUACUCUCAGCAAAUGGUCAAAGGAAUGUUGCAGCUGCUGUCCAACUGUCCAGCAGAAACGGCUCACCUGAGGAAGGAACUGCUCAUCGCGGCCAAACAUAUCCUCACCACAGACCUGAGGAGCCAGUUUAUCCCGUGCAUGGACAAAUUGUUUGACGAGUCCAUACUCAUAGGUUCCGGCUACACGGCACGUGAAACUCUCAGGCCCCUGGCGUACAGCACUCUGGCUGAUCUGGUUCACCACGUCCGCCAGCAUUUACCUCUCAACGAUCUCUCCCUGGCUGUCCAGCUCUUUGCCAAGAACAUAGACGAUGAGUCGUUACCCAGCAGCAUCCAGACUAUGUCAUGCAAACUUUUGCUCAACCUGGUGGAUUGUAUUCGCUCCAAGAGCGAGCAGGAGAACGGAAACGGCAGGGAUAUUCUCAUGAGGAUGUUGGAGGUUUUUGUCUUGAAAUUUCACACCAUCGCCCGCUACCAGCUUUCCAUCAUCUUUAAAAAGUGCAAGCCACAGUCAGAGCUGGGGGCAGGAGAAGCCGCUUUAACCGGGGCGCCGGCAGGGGGAAACGCACUUCCGGUCACGGUUCCUUCCCCUGCGCCCACCACCACCCCGGUGGUCCCGGCCUCAGGGCCCGUCUUUGAGAAGCAAGGGGAGAAGGAGAAGGAGGACAAGCAGACGUUUCAAGUCACGGAUUGUCGGAGUUUGGUGAAGACCUUAGUCUGCGGGGUCAAGACGAUCACCUGGGGCAUCACGUCUUGCAAAGCUCCUGGCGAAGCCCAGUUCAUUCCCAAUAAGCAGCUUCAACCGAAAGAGACCCAGAUUUAUAUAAAAUUGGUCAAAUACGCCAUGCAGGCUUUGGAUAUUUAUCAGGUCCAAAUAGCUGGGAACGGGCAGACGUACAUUCGGGUGGCCAACUGCCAAACGGUCCGAAUGAAGGAGGAGAAAGAGGUCCUGGAACACUUUGCUGGGGUCUUCACCAUGAUGAACCCUCUGACUUUCAAAGAAAUCUUCCAGACGUCUGUCCCUUACAUGGUGGAAAGGAUCUCCAAGAACUAUGCCCUCCAGAUUGUUGCCAAUUCUUUCUUGGCCAACCCUACGACCUCCGCUUUAUUUGCCACCAUCCUGGUAGAGUACCUGCUUGACCGUUUGCCUGAAAUGGGUUCCAACGUGGAGCUGUCCAACCUGUAUCUCAAACUCUUCAAGUUGGUCUUCGGUUCGGUUUCGCUCUUCGCGGCGGAAAACGAGCAGAUGUUGAAGCCCCACCUCCAUAAAAUAGUCAACAGCUCCAUGGAGCUCGCGCAGACGGCGAAAGAACCCUACAAUUACUUCCUGCUGCUGAGAGCCCUUUUCCGGUCGAUCGGCGGAGGCAGCCAUGACCUCCUGUAUCAGGAAUUCUUGCCCUUGCUGCCUAACCUACUACAAGGUCUCAACAUGCUCCAGAGCGGUUUGCACAAGCAGCACAUGAAAGAUUUGUUUGUCGAGCUGUGCCUGACCGUCCCGGUGCGCCUCAGCUCCCUCCUCCCCUACCUGCCGAUGCUGAUGGACCCUUUGGUGUCAGCCUUAAACGGCUCUCAGACCCUGGUCAGCCAAGGCCUGCGCACUCUGGAGCUCUGCGUGGAUAAUCUGCAGCCAGACUUCCUCUACGAUCACAUCCAACCUGUCCGAGCUGAACUCAUGCAGGCUCUGUGGCGGACUCUGCGCAACCCUGCGGAGACCAUUUCUCACGUGGCUUAUCGGGUGCUGGGCAAAUUCGGCGGGAGCAACAGGAAAAUGCUGAAGGAGUCUCAGAAGUUGCACUACGUGGUGACCGAGAUCCAAGGGCCUAGCAUCACGGCGGAGUUCUCUGACUGCAAAGCGUCCAUUCAGCUCCCCAUGGAGAAGGCCAUUGAGACUGCCCUGGACUGUUUGAAGAGCGCCAACACCGAGCCUUACUAUCGGAGGCAAGCCUGGGAGGUCAUCAAGUGCUUCCUGGUGGCCAUGAUGAGCCUAGAUGACAACAAGCAUGCUUUGUACCAGCUUCUGGCACAUCCCAACUUUACCGAGAAGUCCAUUCCCAACGUGAUUAUUUCGCACCGGUACAAGGCUCAGGACACACCUGCUCGGAAGACCUUUGAACAGGCCCUGACCGGGGCCUUCAUGUCCGCGGUGAUCAAGGACCUGCGACCCAGCGCUCUGCCUUUCGUGGCCAGCCUGAUCCGCCAUUACACCAUGGUGGCAGUGGCUCAGCAAUGCGGCCCUUUCUUACUCCAGUGUUACCAGGUGGGAAGUCAGCCCAGCACCUCCAUGUUUCACAGCGAAGAAAACGGAUCCAGAGGCAUGGAUCCCUUGGUGCUGAUCGACGCCAUCGCCAUCUGCAUGGCUUACGAGGAGAAGGAGCUCUGCAAAAUCGGCGAGGUGGCCUUGGCGGUGAUCUUCGACGUGGCCAGCAUCAUUCUGGGAUCCAAGGAACGGGCCUGCCAGCUGCCCUUGUUCUCCUACAUCGUGGAACGCCUCUGUGCUUGUUGCUACGAGCAAGCUUGGUACGCCAAGCUCGGCGGGGUGGUGUCCAUCAAGUUCCUGAUGGAGCGGCUCCCUCUUAUUUGGGUCCUCCAGAACCAGCAGACAUUCCUCAAGGCUUUGCUCUUCGUCAUGAUGGACCUGACGGGAGAGGUCUCCAACGGGGCCGUGGCAAUGGCCAAGACCACUUUGGAGCAGCUCUUAAUCCGAUGCGCGACCUUGUUGAAAGAAGAGGAGAAGACGGACGAAAUCCUCACCGCCCAGGAGAAGUCCUUCCACCACGUGACCCACGACCUGGUACGAGAAGUGACCUCGCCGAACUCCACCGUGAGGAAGCAGGCUAUGCACUCCCUCCAGGUGGUGGCCCAGGUCACGGGGAAGAGCGUCACGGCCAUCAUGGAGCCCCACAAAGAGGUACUCCAGGAUAUGGUUCCUCCCAAAAAGCAUUUGCUCCGACAUCAGCCGGCAAACGCCCAGAUCGGUUUGAUGGAAGGGAACACGUUUUGCACCACUCUGCAACCCCGGCUUUUCACCAUGGACCUCAACGUGGUAGAGCACAAAGUAUUUUAUACAGAGCUGCUGAAUCUGUGUGAGGCUGAAGACUGUGCCUUAAUGAAAUUGCCCUGUUAUAAGAGUCUGCCAUCUUUGGUGCCCCUUCGGAUUGCAGCGCUGAACGCCUUGGCUGCCUGCAACUACUUGCCCCAGUCUCGAGAGAAGAUCAUCGGCGCUCUCUUCAAAGCCCUCAAUUCGACCAACAAUGAGCUUCAGGAAGCUGGCGAGGCCUGCAUGAGGAAGUUUUUGGAAGGCGCAACCAUCGAAGUGGACCAGAUUCACACCCACAUGAGACCGCUGCUGAUGAUGCUGGGAGACUAUCGGAGCCUCACCCUCAACGUGGUGAACAGGCUGACGUCGGUGACGAGGCUCUUCCCCAACUCCUUUAACGACAAAUUUUGUGACCAGAUGAUGCAACACUUGCGUAAAUGGAUGGAGGUGGUGGUCCUCACCCAUAAGGGAGGACAGAGGAGCGAUGGAAACGAAAUGAAGAUUUGCUCAGCCAUUAUAAACCUGUUUCAUCUGAUCCCAGCUGCUCCACAGACGCUGGUCAAACCUCUGCUGGAAGUGGUGAUGAAAACAGAACGGGCCAUGUUGAUUGAGGUAAAGAACCCCUUCCUUCCUUCCUUCCUUCUUUUCUUCUCUCCUCACCAAGCAGUUUUUAUUUAUUUUUUUCUCCAUUUCUCCCCCCAAAAUAAACCUCCACAGAGUUUUUUAAAACACAAAGACGCCAAGCCUUUACGGGAUGUCCUGGCAGCAAACCCCAACCGUUUCAUCACGUUGCUCUUACCUGGCGGGACCCAGACAGCGGUUCGGCCCGGUUCCCCCAGUGCCAGCACCAUGCGGCUGGACCUCCAGUUUCAAGCGAUUAAGAUCAUCAGUAUCAUCGUUAAGAAUGAUGAAUGCUGGCUGGCAAACCAGCAUUCCUUGGUGAGCCAGCUGAGGCGAGCCUGGGUCAGCGACGCUUUCCAAGAGAGGCACCGGAAGGAGAACAUGGCGGCUACCAACUGGAAGGAGCCCAAACUUCUGGCCUACUGCUUGUUGAAUUAUUGCAAGAGAAAUUACAACGACAUCGAGCUGCUGUUCCAGCUUCUCCGUGCCUUCACGGGCCGUUUCCUCUGCAACCUGACCUUCUUGAAGGAGUACAUGGAGGAGGACAUCCCCAAAAACUACACCAUUGCCCAAAAGCGGGCGCUGUUUUUCCGCUUCGUCGACUUCAGCGACCUCAAUUUCGGCGAUGAGCUGAAGGCCAAGGUUCUGCAGUACAUUCUGAAUCCUGCUUUCCUGUACAGCUUUGAAAAGGGGGAAGGGGAGCAACUUCUGGGCCCCCCCAAUCCUGAAGGCGAUAAUCCUGAGAGUAUCACCAGCGUGUUCAUAACAAAGGUUCUGGACCCAGAAAAGCAAGCCGAUAUGCUGGAUUCGCUCAGGAUUUACCUCCUCCAGUUCGCCACCUUGCUGGUCGAACACGCCCCGCACCACAUUCACGACAACAACAAGAACCGGAACAGCAAACUCCGCCGCCUGAUGACCUUCGCUUGGCCCUGCUUGCUCUCCAAAGCCUGCGUGGACCCGGCCUGCAAAUACAGCGGGCACCUGCUCCUCGCUCACAUCAUUGCCAAGUUCGCCAUUCACAAAAAGAUUGUCUUACAGGUGUUCCACAGUCUCUUGAAGGCCCACGCCAUGGAGGCUCGGAUCAUUGUCAGACAAGCCAUGGCUAUCUUGACCCCUGCGGUACCCGCUCGCAUGGAGGAUGGCCACCAGAUGUUGACUCACUGGACCAGGAAGAUCAUCGUGGAAGAAGGCCACACCGUGCCUCAGCUGGUCCAUAUCCUGCACUUAAUCGUUCAGCACUUCAAGGUUUACUACCCGGUGAGACACCACUUAGUGCAGCACAUGGUGAGUGCCAUGCAGAGGUUGGGCUUCACCCCCAGCGUGACCAUCGAGCAGAGGAAGCUGGCUGUGGACCUGGCCGAAGUGAUCAUCAAGUGGGAACUGCAGCGCAUCAAAGAUCAGCAGCCGGAUUCAGACAUGGACCCGGGUGCCAGUGGCGAGGGCAUGAGUACCGCUUCAUCUGGGGUGAAAAGAGGACUGUCGGUGGAUUCCGGCCAGGAAGUGAAGCGGUUCCGAACGGCGACCGGGGCCAUCAGUGCAGUGUUCGGAAGGAGCCAGUCGCUGUCUGGAGCCGACGCUCUUUUCUCCAAGUCUAUUGAUAAGCAACAUACCGACACGGUGAUCAAUUUCCUGAUUAGAAUUGCCUGCCAGGUAAAUGACAACUCAAACACCGCCGGCUCUCCAGGAGAAGUGCUCUCCCGGCGCUGCGUUAACCUUCUGAAGACGGCUUCCCGACCGGACAUGUGGCCAAAGUCGGAGCUGAAACUGCAGUGGUUUGAUAAGCUUCUAAUGACCGUGGAACAGCCCAACCAAGCCAACUUUGCCAAUAUCUGCACCGGGUUGGAAGUUCUCAGCUUUCUGCUCACCGUACUCCAGUCUUCGGUGAUCUUGAGUAGCUUCAAGCCGCUUCAGCGAGGAAUCGCUUCCUGCAUGACGUGCGGGAACACCAAAGUUCUGCGAGCCGUCCACACGCUCCUUUCCCGCUUGAUGAACAACUUCCCCACGGAGCCGAGUACUUCAAGCGUGGCCUCCAAAUACGAAGAGCUGGAGUGUCUUUAUGCUGCUGUUGGGAAGGUUAUUUAUGAAGGACUGACCAACUAUGAAAAAGCAGCCAGCGCGAACCCUUCUCAGCUUUUCGGUACUUUAAUGAUCCUGAAGUCUGCCUGCAGCAACAAUCCCAGCUAUAUCGACAGGUUGAUUUCAGUCUUCAUGAGAUCCCUCCAGAAGAUGGUGAGAGAGCAUUUGAACCAGCAGGCUCAAGCAGGAACAGUGGAAGCCAACACAGCUGGUACCAGCGAGUUGGUGAUGCUGAGUUUGGACUUGGUGAAGACCCGCCUGGCUAUGAUGAGCAUGGAGAUGAGGAAGAACUUCAUUCAGGGCAUCCUGACCUCGCUGAUUGAAAAAUCGAGCGACGCCAAAAUCCUGCGGGCCGUGGUCAAAAUUGUGGAAGAGUGGGUCAAAAACAGCUCCUCCAUGGCGGCGAACCAGAUUCCGACGCUGCGCGAGAAGUCCAUUCUGCUGGUGAAAAUGAUGACCUACAUUGAAAAGCGUUUUCCAGAGGACCUUGAGUUAAACGCUCAGUUCUUAGACCUUGUUAACUACGUCUAUAGAGAUGAAAAUCUUUCAGGGAGUGAACUGACCGCUAAACUCGAGCCGGCCUUCCUGUCUGGCCUCCGAUGCACCCAGCCUCUCAUCAGGGCCAAGUUUUUUGAGGUCUUUGACAAUUCCAUGAAACGGCGGGUCUACGAGAGGCUGCUGUACGUCACCUGUUCCCAAAACUGGGAAGCCAUGGGGAACCACUUCUGGAUCAAGCAGUGCAUCGAGCUCCUGCUGGCGGUUUGUGAAAGGAACACAACCAUCGGGACCAGCUGUCAAGGGGCCACGCUUCCCUCCAUCACAAACGUGAUCAAUCUGGCGGAUAGCCACGACCGGGCGGCGUUUGCCAUGGUCACCCACGUCAAGCAAGAACCUCGUGAACGAGAAAACAGUGAAUCCAAAGAAGAGGAUGUCGAGAUAGACAUUGAGCUGGCUCCCGGAGAUCAGACGAGCACCCCAAAAACCAAAGAACUGUCCGAAAAGGACAUUGGGAACCAGUUGCACAUGUUAACCAACCGGCACGACAAAUUCCUGGACUCUCUGCGCGAGGUGAAGACGGGAGCCCUGCUAAGUGCCUUCGUUCAGCUUUGUCACAUUUCCACCCCUUUGGCUGAAAAAACUUGGAUCCAGCUGUUUUCCAGAUUGUGGAAAAUCCUUUCAGACAGACAGCAACAUGCUCUGGCGGGAGAAAUUAGCCCAUUCCUGUGCAGCGGCAGCCACCAGGUGCAGCGCGACUGCCAGCCGAGCGCCUUGAACUGCUUCGUGGAAGCCAUGUCCCAGUGCGUGCCCCCCAUCCCCAUCAGGCCCUGCGUGCUGAAGUACCUGGGCAAGACCCACAACCUCUGGUUCCGCUCCACCCUGAUGCUGGAGCACCAGGCCUUCGAGAAGGGGCUCAGCCUGCAGAUCAAACCGAAACAGACCACGGAGUUCUACGAGCAGGAGAGCAUCACUCUGCCCCAACAGGAAAUCCUUGACUCGCUGGCAGAAUUGUAUUGCCUGCUGCAAGAAGAGGACAUGUGGGCUGGACUGUGGCAGAAACGGUGCAAAUUUCCCGAGACGGCCACCGCCAUUGCUUACGAGCAGCACGGUUUCUUCGAGCAGGCUCAGGAAACCUACGAAAAAGCGAUGGAGAAAGCGAAGAAGGAACACGAAAGGAACAACGCCUCUCCAGCUAUUUUCCCCGAAUAUCAGCUCUGGGAAGACCAUUGGAUUCGGUGUUCCAAGGAACUGAAUCAGUGGGAAGCUCUCACGGAAUACGGCCAGUCCAAGGGUCACAUCAACCCGUACCUGGUGCUGGAGUGUGCCUGGCGUGUUUCCAACUGGACAGCCAUGAAGGAAGCCCUCGUACAGGUGGAGCUCAGUUGCCCCAAAGAGAUGGCAUGGAAAGUCAACAUGUAUCGGGGAUAUUUGGCCAUUUGCCACCCUGACGAGCAGCAGCUGAAUUUCAUCGAGCGCCUGGUGGAAAUGGCCAGCGGGUUGGCCAUCCGAGAAUGGCGAAGACUUCCACAGGUGGUUUCUCAUGUCCACACCCCACUUCUUCAGGCUGCCCAGCAGAUCAUUGAACUCCAAGAGGCUGCCCAAAUCAACGCAGGGUUGCAACCGGCCAACCUCGGGCGGAACAACAGCCUCCACGACAUGAAAACCGUGGUGAAGACCUGGAGGAACCGGCUGCCCAUCGUGUCAGACGACCUGUCUCACUGGAGCAGCAUCUUCAUGUGGCGGCAGCAUCAUUAUCAAGCCAUUGUAAGCGCCUACGAGAACAGCGCUCAACAUGACCCAAGUUCGAACAACGCCAUGUUGGGCGUUCACGCCUCGGCCUCUGCCAUUAUCCAGUACGGCAAGAUUGCUCGGAAACAGGGCCUGGUCAACGUGGCCUUGGACAUCCUGAGCCGCAUUCACACCAUACCGACGGUGCCCAUUGUGGAUUGCUUCCAGAAGAUUCGACAGCAAGUGAAAUGCUACCUCCAGCUCGCCGGGGUGAUGGGCAAAAAUGAAUGCAUGCAGGGCCUGGAGGUGAUCGAAUCCACAAACCUGAAGUAUUUCACCAAGGAAAUGACCGCUGAAUUCUAUGCAUUGAAGGGGAUGUUUUUAGCACAGAUUAACAA
Messenger RNA from Protobothrops mucrosquamatus (brown spotted pit viper), 9269 nucleotides. RefSeq names its product transformation/transcription domain associated protein (gene TRRAP). The annotation marks the transcript as partial. The transcript has 58 exons. Gene Ontology annotation, biological process: DNA repair; regulation of DNA-templated transcription. The record is from RefSeq and is a predicted model, not a curated record. Gene Ontology annotation, cellular component: nucleus; SAGA complex; NuA4 histone acetyltransferase complex. Lineage: Eukaryota; Metazoa; Chordata; Lepidosauria; Squamata; Viperidae. Gene Ontology annotation, molecular function: protein binding; transcription coregulator activity.